ACACUUAUAUGACCCAGUAGUUCCACUCUAGUUGUUUACAGAAGAGGAAUUAAAAUAAUAAGUCCACAAAAAUGACUGGCACAUAAAUGUUUAUUGGAGGUUCAUUUCCAGUGAACAAAACCUAAAACAAUUCAAAUGAUGAUUCAGCGGAAAUUUGGAAGGGAAAAAAAGGACAGCCUUUAGGAUCUGGGGAAAAAAAGUUUUUUCCAGACUGAAAUUUACAGGCGAUUAGGUUCCAGGUUCCGAAAUUGGUCUGUUAUUGUCGCUCAGUGUCGGGCUAAUCACUCCUGCGUUAAAAGAGCGUUUCAAGAAUGAAGAAUGCGAUUUCUCAUACAGCAACGAACUUGGCAGUCACUCGGCUUUUUAUGCUCUUAUUACCUUCCAUCAACAAAGGCUAUCUGUACCGGGCCCACCAAGGGGACAUCUGCAGGUCCUCGCAACCCAGGCCGUUCUGCCCGGAUUCCAGGCAGUGCUGGGGACCAGACUACCCAAUGGCCGCGCGCGCGCGCGCGCGCAGUAGAGGAAUGUGCACUACGUGGAUCGCACACUGGGGGGUGCUGGACAUAGCCAGCAGGUGCCCCGAGGGCAGCUGGAGGAAGAAGACAGCCCUGGGGAGUGGGCGGCCUCCGGAGUGGGCGGCCCGGGCCCGGGCGUCUCUAACGCAGGGCGGGCAGAGGACGGCGGGGGCGGGACCCAGUCGACGCGACAGUCGUGGAGGUGAGCCCUGGGGGCCUUCCCGCCCCCCGAGGGCAGGCUCUGAACCCCGGCCCCGCCCCGGCCCUCUGGGGUGUAGGCUCCUGGCUGAGUUCUGCCUGCUUGCGAACCCGCACGGGCGCCGGGGUCCGCAUCCAGGGUGCGGGGGCCCGGGACGUGGCGCGGCUGAGGUCCGGAGCCCCGGGAACCGGGCGGGGACGCUGUCGGGCUGGAGCUGCAACGGCCUUCUGACUCAGCCGCUCGUCCAGAUUUCGGGAUCUCUCUCCUGGGCGGGGAGCGCGCAACUUCCUCAUUCCCGCCCGGACCCUUGCUUCCAGCCAGUCUGACCUGACUUCGAGCCUCGCUGUCACCAGGGCUCCUCCCUUGGACUUAACCUCGCCCCAGUUCGAGGCCAUCCCACCUUAGCUAGCUGAUCGAAUGCAUCCCUAUCUGGCCAUCUAUGACCUUCAGCCUCUGAAAGCACACCCCUUGGUGUUCGCCCCUGGGGUCCCUGUUAUAGCCCAGGUGGUGGGCACCGAAAGAUACACCAGCGGAUCCAAGGUGGGAACCUGUACUCUAUAUUCUGUUCGCUUGACGCAUGGUGACUUUACCUGGACAACCAAGAAGAAGUUCCGACACUUUCAGGAGCUGCAUCGGGACCUCCAGAGACACAAAGUCUUGAUGAGUCUGCUCCCUUUGGCUCGCUUUGCUGUGACCCAUUCUCCAGCCCGAGAGGCAGCCGCCGAGGAUAUACCCUCCCUACCCCGAGGAGGUUCUGAGGGCUCUGCCAGACACACAGCCAGCAAACAGAAAUACUUGGAAAAUUACCUCAACCGCCUCCUGACCAUGUCUUUCUAUCGCAAUUACCACGCCAUGACAGAAUUUCUGGAAGUCAGUCAACUUUCCUUUAUCCCAGACCUUGGCUCCAAAGGACUGGAAGGGGUGAUCCGGAAGCGCUCGGGCGGGCAUCGAGUUCCCGGCUUCACCUUCUGUGGCCGAGACCAAGUUUGUUAUCGAUGGUCCAAGAGGUGGCUGGUGGUGAAGGACUCCUUCCUGCUGUACAUGCGCCCGGAGACCGGCGCCAUCUCAUUUGUUCAGCUUUUUGACCCUGGCUUUGAGGUCCAGGUCGGAAAAAGGAGCACAGAGACGCGGUAUGGGGUGAGGAUCGACACCUCCCACAGGUCCCUGAUUCUCAAAUGCAGCAGCUACCGGCAGGCACGGUGGUGGGGCCAGGAGAUCACGGAGCUGGCACAGGGUUCGGGCAGAGAUUUUCUACAGCUACAUCAGCAUGACAGCUAUGCCCCACCCCGGCCCGGCACCCUGGCCCGGUGGUUUGUGAAUGGGGCAGGUUACUUUGCUGCUGUGGCAGAUGCCAUCCUGCGAGCUCAAGAGGAGAUUUUCAUCACAGACUGGUGGUUGAGUCCUGAAAUUUACCUGAAGCGUCCAGCCCAUUCCGACGACUGGAGACUGGACAUUAUGCUCAAGAGGAAGGCGGAAGAAGGUGUCCGAGUUUCCAUACUGCUGUUUAAGGAAGUGGAGCUGGCCUUGGGCAUCAACAGUGGCUACAGCAAGAGGACGCUGAUGCUGCUGCAUCCCAACAUAAAGGUGAUGCGACACCCAGACCUUGUGACACUGUGGGCUCAUCACGAGAAGCUCCUGGUGGUAGACCAAGUGGUGGCAUUCUUGGGCGGGCUGGACCUGGCCUUCGGCCGCUGGGAUGACGUGCAAUACCGACUGACUGACCUGGGUGACCCCUCUGAACCUGUACAUUUACAGACUCCCACACUAGGUUCAGACCCUGCAGCCACUCCAGACCUCUCGCAUAACCAAUUCUUCUGGCUGGGAAAGGACUACAGCAACCUCAUCACCAAGGACUGGGUGCAGCUGGACCGGCCUUUUGAAGAUUUCAUCGACAGGGAGACCACACCCAGGAUGCCAUGGAGGGAUGUUGGAGUGGUUGUACACGGAGUAGCUGCCAGGGACCUUGCCCGGCACUUCAUCCAGCGCUGGAAUUUCACCAAGACCACCAAGGCCAGGUAUAAGACACCUUUGUACCCCUACCUGCUGCCCAAGUCCACCAGCACUGCAAACAAUCUCCCCUUCAUGAUCCCAGGCGGGCAGUGUGCCACUGUGCAGGUCUUGAGGUCUGUGGAUCGAUGGUCAGCAGGGACAUUGGAGAACUCCAUCCUCAAUGCCUACCUACAUACCAUUCGAGAGAGCCAGCACUUUCUCUACAUUGAGAAUCAGUUCUUCAUUAGCUGCUCAGAUGGGCGAACAGUUCUGAACAAGGUGGGCGAUGAGAUUGUGGACAGAAUCCUGAAGGCUCACGAACAGGGGCAGUGUUUCCGAGUCUACUUGCUUCUGCCUUUGCUCCCUGGCUUUGAGGGGGACAUCUCCACAGGGGGUGGUAACUCCAUCCAGGCUAUUCUGCACUUCACCUACAGGACCCUGUGUCGUGGGGAACAUUCAAUCCUACAUCGUCUCAAAGCAGCCAUGGGGACUGCGUGGCGAGAUUACAUGUCCAUCUGUGGGCUUCGCACCCAUGGAGAGCUGGGCGGGCACCCAAUCUCUGAGCUCAUCUAUAUCCACAGCAAGAUGCUCAUUGCGGAUGACAGAACAGUCAUCAUUGGUUCUGCGAACAUCAAUGACAGGAGCUUGCUGGGGAAGCGUGACAGUGAGCUAGCCAUCCUGAUCAAGGACACAGAAAUGGAACCAUCCCUCAUGGAUGGGGUGGAGUACCAGGCAGGCAGAUUUGCCUUGAGUUUGCGGAAGCACUGUUUCAGUGUGAUUCUUGGGGCAAAUACCUGGCCAGACCUGGAUCUCCGAGACCCUGUCUGUGAUGACUUCUUCCAGCUGUGGCAAGAAACAGCGGAGAACAAUGCCACCAUCUAUGAGCAGAUCUUCCGCUGCCUGCCGUCCAAUGCUACCCGUUCCCUGCGGGCUCUCCGGGAGUAUGUGGCUGUGGAGUCCUUGGCUACAGUCAGCCCUUCUUUGGCUCAGUCUGAGCUUGCCCACAUCCAGGGCCACCUAGUUCACUUCCCCCUCAAGUUUCUGGAGGACGAGUCCUUGUUGCCCCCACUGGGGAGUAAAGAAGGGAUGAUACCUUUAGAAGUGUGGACAUAGCUGAGGCUUGCGCUCAGCGGCAGCCGCGAGCCGUUGGGCCCUAUCGUGCCUGGAUCCUUGCCCCAAACCCUGAGUUCUGAGGGCAGUGCCCUUCGAUCCUUUGGGAGGACAUCUCUGAGGACUCCUAGAGAACCACAGAGGACUUGUACUUGUGAAGUAGCCAAAGGAAGCACUCCCAAGUCUGGCCUGGGGAGGCAGGAGAGAGUUGUAGAGAGGUUUGCCUUCCUGUCACCAAGUUCAAACCACUACGCCAUAGAACCCUAGCCCUACGAGGCAGCCUGAGGACAAGCCUUUUUAUUCCAGGAAAAGGGACUCCUGUCUUGGGUCUUCUUCAUCUCACUCUUCCUCCUGCCCUUGAACCCCCUACAUGCCCCAGGGCCUCUCCCAGCCCACUGCUGCAAAGAUGGAGGGAGUAUGGAGCCACUUUGACCACUGUCUCCACCAAUGGUGGUGGGAAAGACACCAGAACUGCCUCCGCCAGCCUGCUGACAGACACUAACUUUGUACUGGUUCAUCAAGCAUUUCAUAAAUAAAAGUGUAGAAACGG
Molecule: messenger RNA, 4363 nt
Organism: Mus musculus (house mouse)
Lineage: Eukaryota; Metazoa; Chordata; Mammalia; Rodentia; Muridae
Gene: Pld2
Product: phospholipase D2
Exons: 24
Coding region: 1132-3816 (894 amino acids)
Biological process (GO): intracellular signal transduction; phosphatidic acid biosynthetic process
Cellular component (GO): plasma membrane
Molecular function (GO): phosphatidylinositol binding; catalytic activity; D-type glycerophospholipase activity
Source: RefSeq, a predicted model, not a curated record